AUGGAAGUGCCUCAUUUAAAUAUUUCAAUUGAAGAAAAUUCAUUGAUUCAAGGUGCUAAGGAUAUUUUGUCAAUACUCAGACCAAAAUGGGAUUUAUCUGAUAUAAGGUUUAAGGUUUUUACAACAGGACACACUAAUAAACUUCUCGGAUGUUUUCAUUCAAAAAAUGAAAAUGAAGUUUUACUCAUACGAGUAUAUGGAAAUAAAACUGAUUUGCUCAUCGAUAGAAAUAAGGAAACUGAAAACAUAAAAUUUCUAUGUUUACAUGGUUUGGCUCCUCUUUUGUAUGGUACUUUUACUAAUGGGAUAGUUUAUGAAUAUACAGUUGGUGAUACUUUAAAUACAGUUACAUGUCGAUUGGAAAAUGUAUACACAUUAGUCGCUCAAAAAUUAGCCGAUUUGCAUUCUGUAAAAACAUCUACGAAUGAUAAAGAGCCAGCAUUAUGGAAUAUUAUUGAAAAAUUUUUAAUGCACAUACCUGAAAAGUUUUCAGACAAUUUAAAAGAAAAAAGGUUUCAAGAUUCAAUAUUGAAAAGAUCAAAUUUUAUGAAAGAAUUUAAUUUUUUAAAAGAAAACCUCAAUUCUUUAAAUGAUUCCAUUGUUUUUUGCCAUAACGAUCUCUUGCUCAGUAAUAUAAUACACAAUUUGAAAAAAAAUUCAGUUACAUUUAUCGAUUAUGAAUAUGCUGAUUGUAAUUAUCAAUCCUUCGACAUUGCCAAUCAUUUUAAUGAAUUUGCAGAUAUGGACAACGUUGACUAUUCGUUGUUUCCAAACGAACCGUUUCAAAAGAAUUGGAUUCGAAUUUAUCUUUUGAAAUAUAUAAAAAAUAAAAAAAAAAUUGAAAACGUCGAGGUAAACGAUGAGGAAAUCGAAUCCAUGUUUUUAAAAGUCAAAAAAUUUACUUUAGCUAGUCAUUUUUUAUGGGGACUUUGGUCACUCAUUCAAGCCGAACAUUCAUCGAUUCAAUUCGAUUAUUUAAAUUAUGCAUUUAUUAGAUUUACUGAAUAUUAUAAGAAAAAAAAAGAAAUAUUUAAUAAAGAAACUACUAAAAGAAAAAUAAUUAAUUUUAUUAAAAAAUUUAAUGAACUACAAAUUAAAACGAAUUCAAUAUUACCUCAAAAAUAUUUUUGA
Molecule: messenger RNA, 1131 nt
Organism: Pediculus humanus corporis (human body louse)
Lineage: Eukaryota; Metazoa; Arthropoda; Insecta; Psocodea; Pediculidae
Product: Ethanolamine kinase, putative
Exons: 6
Coding region: 1-1131 (376 amino acids)
Biological process (GO): phosphatidylethanolamine biosynthetic process
Cellular component (GO): cytoplasm
Molecular function (GO): ethanolamine kinase activity
Source: RefSeq, a predicted model, not a curated record